Molecule: messenger RNA, 4514 nt
Organism: Physcomitrium patens
Lineage: Eukaryota; Viridiplantae; Streptophyta; Bryopsida; Funariales; Funariaceae
Biological process (GO): microtubule-based movement
Molecular function (GO): microtubule motor activity; ATP binding; microtubule binding
Source: RefSeq, a predicted model, not a curated record
UAACUACUUCGACAGGCACUAAGUGAUAUUCUUCCAGUGCAUCAAAAAAUAUUGAUUGGUGUUGCCUUUGGAUAGACAAAUUAGGUUUCAUUCACUCGAUUCCUUCUUAGUUGGAGUGCGAAGAAGUUGUGUGCUGUCUUCGUUAAGGUUACUAGGUCCAUCUUAAUGAAGGAACCCAGGACAUAAAUUACACGACUUUGGAUUGGAUUUGGAUUGAAGGCUUAACCGUUUUACAGAACCAGGUGCACAUGUGAAGAUCACCCAUCUUAAUGUGUGUCAAUCACGAGAUUGGAAAAGAGCCGGUCUGCCUUCCCCUGCAAGUUUUCGAUGUAUGAGAGGAUCUCGAUACGUAAUCUGUGUUCGGAAAAAAGCUGCACGAUGAAUAUAGCUACGGUGCACUAAAUGCCAUCUCCUCUGCAAUCUAUGAAUGGACCGGUCAGAGAGGACUUCACAUCGAUGGUGGGAGCCUGAGAGGUUUCAAUAUAAGAGCUUUGGGUAGUCAUGCUCAAAGAUACAGUUUCAUCUGAAUUGUUGAUCAGAAGUUGGAUUCGAUUGCUGCCAGAAGGCGACAAGCGUAGAGUGAUUAGCAUGGAUACAGACAGUGCUCUUGAGCGUGAGCAGUGUCGAAGUUAGGAGAGGAAAACCAACCGAUCUGUCUAUUGAGUUUCGUAAAGUAUAUUAUGACUUUCAGCAGACUGGAGAUGCCUAUCGGCCGGCAUGGCCUAGCCACUUCCUCUCCAUCGUGCGGACGGUAGAGUCUAGAAUCAUGAGAUUCCGUUCCAUCCUUUGGUCGAUGAUGGCAACCGAGAAGCCAAAUUCUGCAUUGCCUAUAACUGCCGGCGGCAAAGACUCUGCUUUUCACCCUCUUCAUCUCAAGAAUUUCGGUCAUCCGCUCACGAUAAUAUGAAUUUGAUCAAUGCUGCAUGAUUUCACUCGUGGACACAUUGUUGACUUUGGGUGAUGUGCCGAGUAAUCACAGCGUUUCAGAGGGUUUUAUUAUGCGAUGUGAACUUGCCAAAAGGUGCUGCAUUAAUCUCAGGGAGAAGAUUUAUCACUGGCUGUGUAUGCGUACUCUGAAGUUGCGAUUGAAAUUGGUGCAGAUAAAGUCGGAUUGGAAGGCAUUCAAGUGGAUUCCUUGAAGUUGUGAACGAUUUUCCAACUUUUAAUGUAGGUGAAGGUAGCGAUAGGGCAGAGAGAUUUACCAUUUAAUGGCGAUUCGAAAUGAGGCGAUAACAUCAGAAAUUUGGAGUUUCUGUGUUGUGAGUGCCGUUGAAUUUUCUGACGUCUCCGACGUGGGGUAUAUAGUUCUGCUUUAUCAGUCGUUCAUGGCCUCUAGCAUGCAAAGCCUGCAGUAAAAAGCACAAUUAAUUUCAUCAAAACACGAAUUGUAAGGAAAAAAGCGGACUUGGUUCAAAAGGAUGAAAGAACGUGGUCGAGGGCAUGGAUCAGGGUUGACAAGGACAAGCUCCACUGGAUCCUCUCUAUCAUCUGGUGGAGGAUCAGCUCGUCGUGCAGAGAGAGUGCAAGUUGUGGUGCGAUGCCGACCAAUGCUAGUGAAAGAGAAUGCAGAGGGUCGAAACAACUGUGUGCUGGUGGACACAGUUGGCAGUACAAUACAAGUAAAGAAUCUGAAGCAACCCGAACAGGAGCCGAAGCUGUUCACCUUCGACAAAACUUACGACGCGACCUCCACACAGAAACAGCUAUAUGACGACGUCGCCCAUCCCAUUGUGCACAGUGUUAUGUGUGGUUACAAUGGCACCGUGUUGGCCUACGGACAGACAGCUUCCGGAAAGACCUUUACAAUGGACGGGCUUGACGACCCUCCUGAAAUGCGGGGUAUUAUACCGCAAGCAUUUGAAGGCAUUUUCACCCACAUCCAAGAUAGCCAGAGUUCUGACAACUUUCUGGUGCGGGCCUCGUAUUUGGAGAUCCACAAUGAGGAAAUUCGGGAUCUGUUGGCUACUGGCUCACAAUCUUCGUCACGUCUGGAGCUGAAAGAGAAUGUGGAAGGCAACGUGUAUGUGAAGAACUUGACCUCAAUCACUGUUCAAAGCGUUGCUGAUAUCAGUCAUCUUCUUACGGUCGGCAAGAAGAGCAGGUCAGUUGGAGCGACGCUGAUGAAUCAAGACUCGUCUCGCUCGCACUCUAUCUUUACCAUUACUGUAGAGGCAAGUGCCCGCAGUUCAUCAGCAGAAACUGAUGGCAGCAUGCACAUCCGAGUGGGCAAGCUGAAUCUGGUGGAUUUGGCUGGGAGUGAGAGACUGAACAAAACAGGAGCUACCGGAGACAGAUUCCGCGAGCUCACAAAUAUCAACUGGUCUUUAUCUGCUUUGGGCAAUGUCAUCUCUGCCCUUGUGGAUGACAAAAGCUCGCAUGUUCCUUACCGUGAUUCGAAACUCACUCGCCUCCUGCAAGACUCACUUGGAGGCAAUACCCGCACUGUUAUGAUCGCCAACAUAGGUCCAGCUGACUACAAUUAUGAUGAGAGCGUGAGCACUUUGAGAUAUGCGAACCGGGCUAAGAGUAUCAAAAACAAGCCUCGUAUCAACGAAGAUCCAAAAGAUGCCAUCUUGCGCGAAUUCCAGGAGGAGAUUGCGAGGUUGAGAGCGCAAUUGCAAGCCAGCAGUCCAGUAUUGGAUGAAAGGACACCGAAUAAGAUAGAUCCUUCGAGCCCGAGUGCUGUGGAUCUGGAGCUACACAUGCAGCAACUCAGGGCGAAGAUGCAGGAGGAUAUGGAGCACCAAGUCUUUUUGCACAAAUCUAUGAGUGACCAAGCCAUGGCCUGCAUCAAAGCUGAUUUCGAACAAAAGACACAGUCCGAGAUGCAAGCUUUGAAGGCAGAAAAAGAGAGAUCAGAUGAAGAAAAGCAACGCAUUGCUCAGCAACUACAGCAGCAGCAUGUGGAGCUGCAGUCACAUUACCAGGCUUUGGCACGCGAGAAGGAAGAUCGGGAUGUACUGGCUGCCAAGCUCCGAGCCUUGGAGGAAAAGCUUGUUCAUGGCACGAACAAUGAUAAUGAGAAGCUCCUGGAAAAAGCAAAGCAAAAGGAAGUGGAGCUCGCAUUGCGUGAGCAGCAGCUUCAAGAGAAGGAGAACAUGGACGAAGAGCGUCAGCGGAAGAUAGCAGAGCUUGAGGAAGCUCAGCUAAUGGCAGAAGAGAAAUGCAAUACGAUGGAGGAAGAGGUGGAAAUGAAGACUCGCAAGCUGAGGAAGUUGAUGGCACGAUAUCAACAGAGUAAAAAUGAUAUUAAUGCGUUACGUACUGAACUCCAAGAUACGAUCCACGAGUUUCAAAGAGAGAGAGCCGACAUGUUCUUGUCAUUGCGUUCCCUCGAUCAGCAGCUGCAGCUCAAGAACUUCCUAAUUGAUAAAUUCAUAUCACCUGAAGAUUUGACUAAGGUCAUGCGUCGAGUUCAUUGGGACGAGGAGAACGAGAUUUGGAACUUAGUCCAGAACGCGCCUGUAAGGUCACUUCCGUAUAAUGGUCCAACAAGAGUUUCCAUCGACGGCUUCACGAAGCAGCCCUUACUUCGGCCGAAUUCUGCAAUUGGUCGUAGUAGACCCCCACUGCGACAACCGGAGCAAACCUUAUCCCAAAGUGAACGCGACCGAUACUUAGUGGACAACAUCUUGAAGAAGGACCAGGAUGUGUCCGAAGGUCGCAACCAUUUUGAGUUUGGUGACAAUUCGCAGUUGUCGUCCAGCAAAGUGGACAUUGAGCACGCUCUUCGCGAGUUUCGUGUCGACAAUAAACCCUCCUUUACAUGGGAUAGAGAGCCGCAACAGGUCACACCUGCUGCCGCAGGAGCACGGCCUAAAUCUGCUCGCACCAAACAGCACAAUCCACGGCCCCGCACCGCACGAUAGCCACCCAUUUUUUUAACUGUAAUAUUCAACAUAACAGCCCACGUGCAUUACUCUCAUUUUCUUUUCCUCAGCACAUUGUCAGGACUGCGGAAUUGAACUCAGUAAGAACUGUGUGGAAUGUAUCCGGAAAGGGCUUCUCUCCAUCGGGACACUAUCCGAAGGUUUUGACUUGAACGCGGUAGUUUCUUGCAGAUUCUCUACAGUUUGGUCCCAAAAAAAUUGUAGUGCUACAUUGUUAGUUGUCAAGAUUGGUGCCACAUGCAAGCCACUUGAUGCAGUCUGGUGUGCUUUCAGUUGAGAAUCAAAGUUUGAAUUCUUAACUGCUACAUAGAUUAUGUAUCACACAAUUCGCUUCCAUCCGGGGACGCAUAUGUCACUAGUUUAAGUAUUUAAGUAUGCCUGCUUCGGUGAGAGGAGUUCUAAGGACGUGUCUAUGUCCACUAGAUAAGGGUCCUCGAGAAGUACUCAACCAAUAAGCUUGACUGGAUUCGAAGAAGUAGAUUAUAAUGCUUUCCGAGGCAUGCAAAAUGUUAGCAUUGAGGUUUUCAAGAGACUAGGCACGUACCAAGCCAUCAGCCAAGAACACAGCGAGACGAUUGGCUGAUAUUUCUAAUUUAUGCUGUGAAACUUCCUAAUUCUUACCAA